GGCACAGAAGGUGUUUACAUGAGACUGAUGUCGAUGGCCAAAUUGGGGUGUGAAUUGAUUUUAAAGUAAACCUAUUGUGAUUUAAAUUAAUCCGAAUGCAAUAACAAGAACCGCCCCGGGAGAGUGUGCGCCCAACCCCUAUUGUCAAUUCCGAGUUGAUGAUCUACCUAAAACCACAGCACCGAAAGUGCUUGACUCAUAAAUAUCCUAUUAAAUUACUUUAGGGACGAUGUGAUCAUAAUCCCUCAAAGUUAUAGAAUAGGACUAAAUGGCAGCCGUCUUGGUCAGGGAGAAUUAUCAUUAUAAUUAUAAUUCCUAAUUAUAUGGUUUUAACUAAAGCAGUGACGACUCGGAUUACCACGGUUUCUACCUCCCGCCCCGCGGACACAGUGAGUUUGACUGUCUCGCGGACAGCGCAGCGGUGAAUGCCGGUUUGUUUGUCCACCAGCGAACAGUUGCGUUUCGGCUCUACGUGUACAUGCAAGGUGUGACAAAUGCCAUCAAGCGUAAACUACUCCUGGAACAAUUAAACAGCCCACCCUUGGAUUUGAAAGGAAUUCUAUAGACUUCAAGUGAUUGGCUUUGGUUUUUGGCUUGUUUCUGUUUUUACAUCUUGUAGAGACUGAGAAAUAACUGCCAACAUGUCUAGGGAUCAUGACAAUGUGAAUAAGCUGACCGAAAGUACAUACAAGAAUGUGAUGGAGCAGUUGAAUCCAGGACUGAGGAACCUUGUCAAUCUGGGGAAGAACUAUGAGAAAUCUGUAGCCGUGAUGACUCUUGCUGGGAAGGCGUACUUUGAUGCUGUGUCAAAGAUAGGAGAGACUGCUUCCGUGUCCCCUGUCUCCAGAGAAUUAGGUGUGGUUCUGAUGGAAAUCGCUGAGGUGCACAAGAAGGUUCACCUGGAGCUGGAGGAGAAUUUCAAGCAGUUCCACAAAGAAAUCAUUUCUGAGCUGGAGAGGAAAACAGAGAUGGAUGUCAAAUAUAUGACUGCAACAUUCAAGCGGUACCAGUCAGAGCACAAAAUGAAGCAGGACUCUCUGGAGCGCUCUCAGACGGACCUGAAGAAGCUGCGGAGAAAGACCCAGGGAAAACAAGCCACCAAGUACGAGAAGAAGGAGAACGAGUAUAUAGAGACCAUCUCGUCUCGGCAGAGUGACAUGCAGAAGUUCAUCGCUGACGGCUGCAGAGAGGCCCUCUUGGAGGAGAAGAGACGAUUCUGCUUCCUGGUCGACAAACACUGCACGUUCUCUUACCAUGUCAACACCUUCCACGAGAAGGCCAAAGAGCUGCUGGCAGUGAAGCUGCCCAGCUGGCAGGAUAAAUGCAAAGAUGCCACCAAGGUCCCCGACACAGUAUUGACCAUGCUAGAGGGGCUCCGCACCCCCAUGUCUGGGACCCCAGAAGCCUCGCCUCUCGUCGAACGCUACAACAGGAACAAUAGGGACUCGAUGGUUCCUCCACCAGCCCCCCAGCUGAAGGCCCAGAUCAGUCCACUGGCUAAUAUGUUCAACCAGGACGUCCCCCACGCCUCCUUCACAUCCACAUCUACAUCAGACCACAACUCCGGCCAGAGCAGUAUGGAGAACAGUGGAAGCCUGUCUCUAUCCCGGUCAGUGUCGAUAGGUUCUGGGCUGAACGUGGGCAGGAAGCCACGGGUCAGGACCAUCUUCCCCCACACGGCCGGCAACAACGACACACUCCUGUCCUUUGAUGAUGGUGACAUCAUCAUACUGCUCAUCAAGGAGGAGAAGGACGGAUGGCUAUACGGAGAGCUGGAGAAGACCCGGCAGCGGGGCUGGUUUCCCUCAUCUUACUGCCGACCUUACAAUGAACCACUGAUCUCAAACAGUUUGGGGACACCGGUGCGUCGUCUGAGUGUGGCCAGUCUUCCGGAACAGGAAGAGGAGGAGCCUGUUUUGCUGCCGCCGCCAGACUACAGCGACAGGACAGGGAACAGCCUGGUCAGCGCCUCCACACCCUCACCCAAAAACACGAUCUCUCUACCCAAUGAGGUUGGAAAGGUUCCCUUUCUGGGAGGUGGGAAUCCCUUUGCCACUGUCAAACUGAGACCUACAGUGACCAACGACAGAUCAGCACCCAACGUCUAAUAACCAGAACUCAUCCAGACAGAGGAAUGAUAAUGCACCACCAACACUCCAGAAUUACAGUCCAACAAUAUGUCCACAAAGCAUGGAUUCUACUCCGCUUCAGCAAACCAGCUCCAUUGUACCCGAGCCAGCUCCAUUGUAGCCAGUUCCGUUGUAGCCAGCGCCGUUGUUACAAGCUCCAUUGUAGCCAGCACCAUUGUAGCCAUCUCCGUUGUAACUAGCUCCGUUGUAGCCAUCUCCGUUGUAACUAGCUCCGUUGUAGCCAUCUCCGUUGUAACUAGCUCCGUUGUAGCCAGCACCAUUGUAGCCAGCUCCGUUGUAACUAGCUCCGUUGUAGCCAGCUCCGUUGUAACUAGCUCCGUUGUAGCCAGCACCAUUGUAGCCAGCUCCGUUGUAACUAGCUCCGUUGUAGCCAGCUCCGUUGUAGCCAGCUCCGUUGUAACUAGCUCUGUUGUAGCCAUCUCCGUUGUAACUAGCUCCGUUGUAGCCAUCUCCGUUGUAACUAGCUCCGUUGUAGCCAGCACCAUUGUAGCCAGCUCCGUUGUAACUAGCUCCGUUGUAGCCAGCUCCGUUGUAACUAGCUCCGUUGUAGCCAGCUCCGUUGUAAAACAGAGUAGUGAAGUGACAAUGAUUAUGGGCAGUGCUGAAACAUAAUAAAAUCCAGGCUACCUUCCUCACUCUUUUGCGUUCAGAUUGUUUUUUACAUAAAUAUAUAUACAGUCGCUAGUGAAAGUCUACACACCCUUUGCAGAGUCUUCAAAGUUUGUUGCCUUAAAAUGUAAUCUACAGAGGGAAUAAAUGUUUUUUUUCUACUGACCUACACUGACCUACACAACCUACUUCACAUUUUCAGACUGAAAGAUAAAUUAUACAACACCCCAGAGUUAAUACUGGGUGGAAGCACCUUUAGCAGCCAUUACAGCUGGGAAUCAUUUGUUGUACUAUUAGGGCAACAUUUAUCCAUUGUUUUGGCAAAAUUGCUCAAGCUCAUUACAUUUGGUUGGGAAUCAUUGAUGGACACCAAUAUUCGAACCGUGUCUCUGAUUUUCAAGCAAAGUUAGUCAGGACUGAGAGUGGACUACUGAGGAACAUUCAACACCUCUUGGGAAACAUUUUGGAGUCUUCAGCAUUAACAUUUGUGUAAUUGUUCUGCAAAAACAUCUAUCCCAGGGUUAGGUUUUCCGAAGACAGAGGCAGGGUUUUCUCUAACUUCUUACCUGGACUUUGCUCCUUUCAUACUUAUUUUUGAUCAUGACAAACUCCCCAGUCCCUGCCGUUGACAAGCAUACCUAUAACAUGAGUUAUUAUAUGAUCAUUUACUGCUCUUUAGCAAUUUUGACAAAAACGAUGGAUAUAUAUUUCCCUAAGAGUUGUCGAGAGUUGGAAUUUUAUUCCAAAUGAUUCACAGCUGUAAUGGCUGCCAACAGUGUUUCCACCAAGUAUUAACUCUGGGAUGUGAAGUCAUACACAAUCAAGACUUCUUUUUUUCUGUUUUUUCAUUUUGAACAUUUUCUGUAAUUUAUUUCACUGAAAAUGUGGAUUAGGUUGUGUACAUCGGUAGGAAGGCAAAAUUAUUAUUAGUUUAUUUUUGUAAUAUUUGGGGUGUGUUGACAUCUAGGCACUGUAUUCUGUCUGUAGACCUUCUCUAGGCACUGUAUUCUGUCUGUAGACCUUCUCUAGGCACUGUAUUCUGUCUGUAGACCUUCUCUAGGCACUGUAUUCUGUCUGUAGACCUUCUCUCGACACUGUAUUCUGUCUGUAGACCUUCUCUAGGCACUGUAUUCUGUCUGUAGACCUUCUCUAGGCACUGUAUUCUGUCUGUAGACCUUCUCUAGGCACUGUAUUCUGUCUGUAGACCUUCUCUAGGCACUGUAUUCUGUCUGUAGACCUUCUCUCGACACUGUAUUCUGUCUGUAGACCUUCUCUAAGCACUGUAUUCUGUCUGUAGACCUUCUCUAGGCACUGUAUUCUGUCUGUAGACCUUCUCUAGGCACUGUAUUCUGUCUGUAGUAGUUGUAGGAAUGAGGCACAGGGACACUAGUUGGGGAAAGAAGUGCUACAUUUUUUGCCAUAUUUAUUUUUUCAUUAUGACGUAACCAUUUUUUCAAUGGGGAGGCUACUAUUUAUGCGUACAUUUUAAACAAAUAGAGAUGUAUCAUUUUUUAAAAUUAAUUUCAUCAUAAAGAAGUCUACUCAGCCCCCACUAAGUGUAUUGAGUGUAAACAAUGAGAGUUUAUGGAAGAAUGAAUAUAGCUCAUGUAAGUUAUGUUUAAAAUGAAAAUAAGUGAUUUUUGAUUAGCCAUAGACUACUAAAUGAAUGUAUGCUGAAUGGGGAAUGGAUUGACAUAUGGACUCUGCUAUGCUAUUUCUUCAUAGUUUUAAAAGUAUUUUUUUUCAUACUUGUUUAAAGGUUCAUGAUGUUUAUUGUUUAAAGGUUCAUGAUGUUUAUAAAGUUGUAAGGAGACAAUUUAUCUUCGUUUUUUUCAUGGUAAGUAGAAGACUUUUACAAAUACACAAUUGUUGUAAAUCACAAUAACAUUGUUAUUGGUAGAAAUACCGUAUGAACCAUGCAGUAUAUCGAAAGAGUAUAUAGGUUUUUCUCUUCCUUCAGUGUAGAGGAAUUCAUGAUACACACUGCUGUCCAUGAUAAUUGAUGAUUCCCAAAUAAGUUUAUGGUUCUUCUUCUAUCUCUGUUCAGAUACUGAUGUGUAUUCUGUCAUUCUCUAAUGGUGACAAGGAAAAUGCUUUACCAUGGUGUUCUGUAGACUAAAGUUAUGUUAUUUCACAGUAAAACAGGAUAAACCUUAACAAACCUUAAACCUUAAUGGUCUAAAUUCAUGUACUGAAUAUCUGUAUGAAGACUGUAUAACUGACAAUGUUGUAUGUCCCUUAAUACAUGAGAUGAAAUUGAGAAUUUUGUUGUCUUUUAAUUGAAUGAGUCGUUCUUAUUUUAUAUUGAACGAAUGAGUAGGCUACCAUUCUUUCCUGCCCCAUAGUAAAUAGCUUUAAGUUAUGUUCAUUUGAUUGCCAUAAACACUCACAUUAAUUUCUAAAUAAAGAUGUCUAUGUUUACCACUAGA
Messenger RNA from Oncorhynchus keta (chum salmon), 5188 nucleotides. Its product is annotated as brain-specific angiogenesis inhibitor 1-associated protein 2-like protein 1. The coding region runs from base 642 to 2108 and encodes 488 amino acids. The transcript is spliced from 14 exons. The record is from RefSeq and is a predicted model, not a curated record. Gene Ontology annotation, cellular component: nucleoplasm; cytosol. Gene Ontology annotation, molecular function: protein binding. Lineage: Eukaryota; Metazoa; Chordata; Actinopteri; Salmoniformes; Salmonidae. Gene Ontology annotation, biological process: positive regulation of actin filament polymerization; actin crosslink formation; plasma membrane organization.